Molecule: messenger RNA, 420 nt
Organism: Entrophospora sp. SA101
Lineage: Eukaryota; Fungi; Glomeromycota; Glomeromycetes; Entrophosporales; Entrophosporaceae
Source: the annotation of a GenBank genome assembly
AUGCAAAAGAAUGAUUUAUCAAAAGUCGUAUGGAGAUAUUUGACACAACAUCAUGAUGAUACAGCAAACUUGAAUUUAUUUGAAGGAGAAGAAAAGGAUGAAGAAGUUCUUUUAAAGUUCAGAAAUUUCAUUAGUAUUCAAAGGUAUUCUGAUUAUACUAUUCCUGAAAAUGUUUCAGAGUACAUUCAAAAAGAUUUCUUAAGUCAACGUCAACGUCAAAGUCAAAGAUCUUCAAAUAAUGACAAUAAGUUAUUCUUAUCUUCGGAAGACUUUAUGCUACGUAUGACUUUAGCGAGAUUGAUUGCUUUAAGUUUUGGCGCAGAAGAAUUAACAAUAGACUUGUGGAAUUAUACACAAAAAUUAGAUGACGAAAGAAAGUUACGAAUUGAACAAUUUAAAUCAUUAGCAAAAAGAAUUUAG